This is a messenger RNA of Castor canadensis (American beaver), 2843 nucleotides long. It is a transcript of the gene Gramd2b, whose product is annotated as GRAM domain containing 2B. NCBI's taxonomy places the organism in Eukaryota, Metazoa, Chordata, Mammalia, Rodentia, Castoridae. Gene Ontology annotation, cellular component: cytoplasmic microtubule. The record is from RefSeq and is a predicted model, not a curated record.
UCCGGGCCGGACCAAUCGCGCGGGCUCGGACGUGUCCCGGUGGGCCGGGACCGGCGCGCGGCCGCCUGGCUGCGCCGGGCCGAGGGCGCGGGGAGGGCGCGGCGCGGCUCGCUGGGCCUGCGCCCCGGAGUUGCCAGCCUUGCUGCGGGGACCCCGGCGCGCCCCGCCACGCGGCCCGAUGACUGAGCUACAGCCGGAGCUGGACGACGCGAAGCCGCCCAAAGGGCUCGGGAAGAGGGACAGCAGAGGUGGCUCAGCCCAUUCAGAGGCUGAGAAUGGGGUGGAGGACAAAAAGAAGAUCUGCAAGUCGCCAACAGCUCUGUCCCCGACUUCAUCCUUGGAGGCUGAGUCCCCAGAUUCAAAGAGGAGCAUUUGCCUGCGGUCAAAAUCCAGUUUUGAUGGUGCCACAAUACCAGGUGAUAAAAAUGAGUGUAAGACAGAAAGUAAAAAUGACUCUAAGACUGAAAGGAAAAAGUCUUCAUCUUCCAGCCAGUUCAAGGCCAACAUGCACUUUCACAAGUUGUUUCUUGAUGUCCCAACUGAAGAGCCACUGAGACAAAGCUUUACCUGUGCCUUACAGAAAGAAAUACUAUACCAAGGAAAGCUCUUUGUAUCAGAAAACUGGAUUUGCUUUCAUUCCAAGGUCUUUGGAAAAGACACUAAGAUCACUAUUCCAGCUUUCUCAGUAACCUUAAUAAAGAAAACCAAAACUGCGCUUCUGGUGCCAAAUGCCCUGAUCAUAGCGACAGUCACAGACAGGUACAUAUUUGUUUCCUUACUGUCCAGAGAUUCAACAUACAAAUUGCUAAAGUCUGUGUGUGGACACUUAGAAAAUACAAGUGUUGGUAACAGUCCCAAUCCAUCUUCUCCUGAAAACAGUUUCCGGGCAGACCGCCCUUCGUCUUUGCCUCUGGAUUUCAAUGAUGAAUUCUCAGAUCUGGAUGGAGACAGAAUACAAGACAGAAUACAAGACAUGGAAGGAUACAGCAGUUCUGGUUCUCACACUCCUGAAUCGGAGAACUCUCGAGUAGACUUCCAUGUGACAGAAUCUCAAACAGUUCUGAAUGUCACCAAGGGGGAAGCAAAACCACCUCGGGCGGAUGCCCAUUUGAGCAGAGCGCCUGAUGGAAAAACCAAGAGCCUCCCUGCCCAUGGUCAGUCAGAAACUAUUGGAAUCUUGCAUAAAGACAAGUCUAAGAAAUGUCCAACUCUCCACCAUAUUCUUAUGUUCUAUGCAGUUGUAGUCUGUGCACUUAUCAUCUCAACCUUCUACAUGAGAUACAGAAUUAAUACUCUGGAGGAGAGGCUGGGGUUGAUGACCUCCAUUGUGGAUACCCACAGUACUGAACAGACAGCACCAUCUGGCCUGGGAUCACAAGUACAAUUAAAUGUGGAAGUCCUCUGCCAAGAGCUUACAGCUAACAUAGUGAAAUUAGAAAAGAUACAAAACAACUUACAAAAGCUGCUUGAGAAUGGCGACUGACCCACCAGAUCGCUGGGGCCAACCUAAUACCUCAGUUUCCCUUGAUGAAGGUGCUCCCGAGGCAUUCCUGUUGCGCGCCCCCUGCUGGUCAGAGGCGGGAGCGGGUGAGAGUGCAGAUGUGAUGGCACUUGGAGGUCCCCAACUCAGGAAGGGGGGAAGGGGAGUCACUUUGCUUCUCGUGCAAUAAAAGUUGACCCGUCUCUCUGAGGAAGAUUUUGCUGCUGCUGCCUAAAGAAAACAGAGCCAUCUCGGGAGGUCACAGGAGGGGCCUGGAGGACACUGGAAUGCCUGCGGUUGGUGUCAAGAUAGUCAGUAAACACUCCACGAUGUCUUCUCGGUCCUUCUCGCCUUCUGUUUGCUUCCUUAGACCCCCAGUAACUAGCCUUCAAACUAAAGGAUAUGUCAGAUACCAACAAACUCAAUAUGGUCCUUUCAAGAAUUGGCCAAGAGUCUCCCCAAAACGCAAUGGGUGUCACUAAAUGACCAGGCUUCCUUCAAACAAACAGCACCCACAUUUUGUUUAUCUCUUUCUUUUUGUCCUUCUACUGCUAUGUUCUGAUUUAAAUCAUCUAUGUAUCUUAUCUUCUCAGUUCAGUUUUGGUAAGAAUGUUAGGCAAAGUGGAUUGGACUAUCCUACUGACGUUCUGCUCUGUUUCAUUCCUGUAACUAAUAUUUAAUUGGAGUGAUUUUCACCCACCUCAGGUAAAGAAUCUGUGAGGCGUGAGACUGAAAUACUAAAUGAAACUGAUUUUAAAACCAAAACUAAUCUUUAAACCAAAAGUUGUCAUAGUGAUCUGAUACAGGAUGAUAAGCACUGACUGUGUUCACAGUUUUGAAACACGAUCAGUCACUGUAUGGGAGGUUGAAACCCAUUUCAGCAAGACCAUUGUAUGUCUUUCUCUUUUGCUGACUAAAAUAAAGAAAUAACUGGUGGUUUGCUAACUUUAUUUACCAUAUGGGUUGGCCUGUUUUUAUUAAUAAUUACUUAGGGUACUGUAAGAUCUGUAAUGUAAAAUACAUUCUGUUUCUAUCUGCAAUGCAUUUUAUAAUCAUUUCUAUGAAAUGUAUUUUGUUUAAUCAGAUAAGCUAAUAAGUGAAUUGGUUACAUCGUUUGUAUGUGUUAGCCUACUGGACAACAACUGUGCCUGGUGCACCACUGGCUUUUAAUAAAUACUCAUUGGUUAAAACACCCUGCUAACACUGUGUUUUUGUCACUUUGUAAGUUCUUUUAACUAAGACUCACUGUGCUUUUUAACACUUUCACCUCAAGUCUAUUACUUCCAACUUCAUACCUCUUUUAAGAAUUUAUUUCAAAAUUCAAAAUUGAUUUAAGUUCUUGGGUUACAGUGGUAUUAGGGAA